UGCACCUCCACCUGCACCAUGCUCCUCCGCCUGUGCUGCCUCCUGCUCUGCCCGGGAUCGGCGCUCCUCCUGGGGGACUUGGUGUUCCGAUGCCCCCCCUGCACGGCCGAGCUCCUGGCCCUGUGUCCCGACGUGCCGGACUUCUGCGGGGAGAUCGUGAGGGAGCCCGGGUGCGGGUGCUGUCCCGUUUGCGCCCGGGUGGAGGGGGAGUUCUGUGGGGUCUACACGCCCAGAUGCUCCUCGGGUUUGAGGUGUUACCCCACGCCCGGAGCCCUGUACCCCCUGCAGGACCUGCUCAUGGGACUGGGGAGGUGUGGGCAGAGGGUGGAGCUCCCGGAGGUGACCAACGAGGUGCUGGGCACAGAGACCCCUCCCCUCCUCCGUAGACCUCCUCUGGACCCCCGGGCCUGGCAGGAGGCCGCUCUGAAGCAGCACCUGAAGGAGAUCAGGACCAGGAUGAAGACCUGCCCCCUGGACGAGACCCGGGCUCCCAGGGUCCCACUGAGCGCGUGUCAGAUGGAGCUGGACAAAGUGAUGGAGGAAGUGUCGAAAAUCACCACGGAGGACCACAAGGGACCUCUGGAGAACCUGUCCGAGCUCAAGUUCCCGAACUGCGACCGCUUCGGCCUCUACAACAUCAAACAGUGUAACAUGUCUCUUCGGGGGCAGAGGGGAGAGUGCUGGUGUGUGAAUCCUCUGACCGGAGAACAGAUCCCGACUUCCCCUCGAGUCCGAGGAGACCCCAACUGUGAGCAGUACUUCAUCACCGGGGUGACGGAGAUGGCGACUGAGUACUGAAGAAUAUUACUACUACUACUACUACUA
Periophthalmus magnuspinnatus is the source of this 825-nucleotide messenger RNA. RefSeq names its product insulin-like growth factor-binding protein 2-B. Gene Ontology annotation, biological process: regulation of insulin-like growth factor receptor signaling pathway. Gene Ontology annotation, molecular function: insulin-like growth factor II binding; insulin-like growth factor I binding. Gene Ontology annotation, cellular component: extracellular region. The transcript has 4 exons. The record is from RefSeq and is a predicted model, not a curated record. NCBI's taxonomy places the organism in Eukaryota, Metazoa, Chordata, Actinopteri, Gobiiformes, Gobiidae. Bases 19 to 798 code for a protein of 259 amino acids.